AACUUAUACAUUUAGCAAAAAACAAAUCUACAAGUACAUCUUUGUCUACUUCGGCUCCUGGUCUUGUAUUUUAAUACUUAACCCUAAACAAAAUGUAAAUGGAUUAAUGAUCACAAAGCGGCUAUCUUCAUACGAAUACAACUUAUACACGUAACAUAACCCGUCAUGCCCUCGAGUGUUUUGAGGAAAAUAUUGACAUUUUGAAGCGGGACGCAUGCUGAUUCAAAAUCAAGAACAGGAAGUAAAAUACUGAUACUGUCUGUGAAAUAGCCUAUUUUUGAUCAUGCAGUAACAAAGACAUUUCAGAUAUCACGGAGAAGUUAAGAAUAAAGUGCUUGAAAGUAAUUUGGAAAUUCAGUUAAAUGAUCAGCAAGAUAUUUACAAGUGAGAAUAUAUCCACGAGAAUUUGGUGAAAAUGGAAACACAUAGAGUAUACACAAUUUACUUGACAAUGUUGUUUCUAACGUUGAAACAGAUAGCAGAAGUCAGCGCAACCUAUAUCGACACAGAUCAGAAGACAAAUUGUAAAACACAACAAAUCUAUCAUCGGGUGUCUUUAAAUUGCAGUCAUCAAAACCUGACCUAUAUUCCAAAUACCGAGACCUUCGUGCAAAGUCUGAUAUUUGGAUACAAUUUUUUAACAAAUGUCACGUCGGGAACAUUUACAAAUAUCAGCAACCCGGGAGAUUUGAUAGAGCUUCAGCUCGAUCACAACGACAUUAAGAACAUUUCAUCAGAUGCUCUUCUUACGUUUACAAAAUUGAAAUACUUGUAUUUAUCAAACAAUCCUAUAGACUACAACAACUUGAAAGAUCUUUUCGGCUCUUUGGCAAAAUUGAAAUUUCUUUCGCACUUGAGAUUGAGCGACGUACCCACUAUCACUCUGGGAAAAGAUUUAUUUUCACUACUGGAAGAAAAUCGAAUUGGAACGUUAGAAGUAAAAUUCUACAAGUUGACAAAAUUUUCAAUGGACACGUUUAGAAAUUUUAACAAUUUGAGAAGUAUUUAUCUUAGAGACAAUCAAAUUGUGGAGCUGAUUUUAUCUAAACAUAAAAAUUUGCAGUCUUUAUACAUUGACCACAAUACUCUAAGAGUAUUCCCUAACUUUUCAUUGAGUGGAAAUGAUUCAGACUGCUAUUUUCCAAACUUGGAAGUUCUCAAUGUCCAAAGCAACAGUAUAGAUGCUCUUAAUCCGAACAAUUUCAAAUGUCUGCAGAAAUUACAUAAUCUUAAACUUGGUCAAAAUCCUAUUAAAGUAUUGCGGAACAACGUCUUGUCAGAGUUACCUAAUCUUGAUUUGUUACAAUUGAGGUAUUUGAGAGCAGGAAGUUUAUUGAUUGAACCAUUUGCUUUCAAUUCAACAUCACUCAAACAGCUGAAGUUCGGACUAGGAAGUAGAGCUAGAGAUGUUUUCGUUUCUUUCAAUGACACAUUCAAGUUUUUGCCAAAUCUGAAGCGUUUGAUAAUAUAUCGAAUCAACAUGCUAGAAGUAACAAGUGAACAAUUAGCAAGUCUAUUUUCUCCCCUCACUAAUCUCACUUUAUUCCGUUGUUUCGCGUGUAAGAUUUCACAGGAUCCGAAAUUCAUCUUGAAUAAUAUGAAUUCUGUAAGUAAUAUUGGUCUGCAAGGCAAUCUUAUUAAAACAGUAAGUGGCGAAACGUUUGCGAAAAACAACUAUUUGAAAUUUCUCAAUUUAAGAUAUAAUCAAAUUGGCCACAUAAAGGAGUCAGCUCUUCCAAGAACACUUUUAGGAAAAUUGCAUCAGUUAGAUCUCAGUGAAAACCCCUUUGUGUGUGACUGUGAACUUGAAUGGUUUAUUAACUGGCUGAAAAGUAAACCAAAAGGGACAAUAGUCGAAAAUUAUCCACACGGCUAUAUAUGCUUCAGACCGGCUGGAAUGUCUAAUAAACAGCUGUCAGAAGUGACCUUCACCUACAGAGAAUGCCACCCGUGGAGUCCCUGGAUUUGGACCGCCGUUAUUGCUUCGCCUUGUAUCAUUGUGAUAGCCAUUGUCGGUAUUCUACUCUACAGAAAUAGAUGGAAUAUUAAGCAUUAUAUCUAUUUGUUACGAAAAAGAAGAAGCUACAAGGCAAUACCUGGAAAUGACUACGUCUUUGAUGCCUUUGUUGCCUAUAAAGCAGAGGAUUCCGAAUGGGUACACGAUAGGCUACUUCCGGUUCUUGAAGAUGAAAUUGGGUUGAAAUUAUGCAUUCAUGAACGAGAUUUUAAACUAGGAGUGUUUAUAAACGACAAUAUUAUUACCAAUAUAGAUGCUAGUGAGAAAAUGAUUCUGAUUCUUUCGAAUUCCUUUGCACGUAGUGGAUGGUGUAUGUUCGAGCUGAAAGUUGCGCAUACUAAACUCAUUGAAGAAGAAAAAGAAUUGGUGAUUAUUCUCUUAGAGAAAAUAGAUGCAAAAAAUAUGAAAAAUUCUAUCAAAGUUCUUUUAAAUACGACAACUUAUAUAGAAUGGACAGAGGAUCAAGUGGGCCAAGAUCUGUUCUGGACAAAACUUAAAAAUGUUCUUAAGAAGUGAAGCCUAUAAAAUGUUACACGUGAUAAAAUGUAUAAGAAGAUGCGUUCGAAGUAUAGCGCGCAACAAAGCAAAAAAAAAAUAGCAGACGGUAUUAAGUCUGUGCACGAGUGGUUAUGAAAAAUGUGUAACAAUUCUCACGCCCCUACCCCUGGCUGAUGCGGAAUUCUAUCAUACAUAAACUUAGAAUGGACUGAGUGAUCAAAAAGCACAAGAAAAUACUUACUGUGAAAUGAUACUAAUUCAUGGGGAAUAUUUUUGUGGAUUUUGUCCUUGCAUCAAUCCACGAAAUUUAAUCACAACAAACUUAUACAAUUCUGAACCAACUGAUAAAUGAAAUAGACAUUUUCAAACGUCAUGCUUACGGAAAUAAACGAUUUUACAGUAUUGAUAUUGACAACAACAUAUCAAUGAUAAAUCUUAUAAAUAAAACGAAACGGGGGAAGGUACGUGUGUGCUAGACUGGCUCCAGUCCCUAUGUUUGUUCUUCUUUACAUAUAUUAUAUUUUAUUCAUUAAGAGGGACGUUACUCCAGCAGGUUGUUUCUACAUUGAUAUUUUGUAUUGCCCCUGGCUCCGAAUAUGUAUGGUUCAGCCAUCAGAUAAAAUGUGCUAUUUUAGAGGCUUAAAAUUUUAUUAUAAAAUGUUAGCAUUAUUUAUAUAAAAAUAACCAUGCAGCCAGGGAGCCAGGUUACGUGUGUGCCUACGAGCGUGCAUGCGUGAGUGCGUAUGUACGUACGGUUGUUGUGAGUAGCGUGUGUACAGGUUUAACGUUCAACAAGUUUUCAGUCAUAUAAACGACGGUGUCUAGUUGUAGCUCAAAAUUUAUAGUGCUAUCACACUCUAAUAUCACACCCUUUGUGACGUGUCGCGAUACCUCACCCAGUAACAUUAUAACGCGGUACCAGCGGUAAAUCGAGAAAGAGGUUGUUAAAUUUGUAAAUGAUAUUGGUAAUACAUACUAUAUUUUAUUAAAUGUUGCAUUAAUAAGCUUAUACUAUACAUAAAUAUACAUAUAGUGCAGUGAAAAUAUUUGUAUCAUAGUUUAUAUAAUACAUAUAACAUAUAAUGUUUAAUAGCUUGUAUUACAAAUAAAUUGGGUAAAAAGGG
Molecule: messenger RNA, 3639 nt
Organism: Mercenaria mercenaria
Lineage: Eukaryota; Metazoa; Mollusca; Bivalvia; Venerida; Veneridae
Product: toll-like receptor 13
Exons: 2
Coding region: 416-2533 (705 amino acids)
Biological process (GO): immune response; toll-like receptor signaling pathway; inflammatory response
Cellular component (GO): membrane
Molecular function (GO): transmembrane signaling receptor activity; protein binding
Source: RefSeq, a predicted model, not a curated record